AUGGAGGAGGUGGACCUUCCGGAAGCCUUGAAGUUGGUCCGAAUCUUCGCGACACUGAGAACGGUUCAUCGUGGUUGCGUCGAUGCUUGCGUCGCCAAAGUACGCGACGCCGAUGCAGAGGUGCUUCUCGGCGUGAAGGAGGCCGACGUAGCAUUUGCCGCUGAGGCUCUUGCUAUGAUGCGCGAAACGGAGGCCCUUGAUGUUUUGCUGCGCGUGCUGGCAUCGCGUGUGCACCGGAUUGCCACUCCACUGGCGGCACGCCUUGUGGAUAUCUCCUGCGAAGCCCACUCGUCGGAAUGCGCCGACUUUGCGGACGCGCUGUGCCGUUCACUAGUCGAGCAGGAGGUGGCAACCAUCGCGCACAUUUUAGAGGUGGCUGAAGCUACCGCGCGACUGGCGGAUGCCGGGCUCUACAGGAUCGAGCCUCGCUCUGGUUUGGAGAUCUUAUUUCAGCACGUUGUGCGCCGGGCCCGCUCCGCGCCCGCCUGGGCCGGCUCUGAGAUGCCGCGGCUG
Symbiodinium sp. CCMP2456 is the source of this 513-nucleotide messenger RNA. The record is from the annotation of a GenBank genome assembly. NCBI's taxonomy places the organism in Eukaryota, Dinophyceae, Suessiales, Symbiodiniaceae.